Molecule: messenger RNA, 2079 nt
Organism: Styela clava
Lineage: Eukaryota; Metazoa; Chordata; Ascidiacea; Stolidobranchia; Styelidae
Product: spermosin-like
Biological process (GO): proteolysis
Molecular function (GO): serine-type endopeptidase activity
Source: RefSeq, a predicted model, not a curated record
AAUUUGCUCACUGAAAGGAAAUUCAGUCACAAGUUUUAGUUGCUGCGAUCUUUCAUUAUGGAGCUCCCGUAUCUCUGGAGCGAGAAAAUGGAUAUUCCUCCUGUGUCAGCACGUGCUCAAUCUGCAGGAUCACCAAGUCCAUUCAUGAAAAAUAUCAAAGCUAUUGCGGCGGUAACUACACUGAUGAGUCUUGGUGUACUUGGAGCAGCAGCAGCUCUGUAUUUUUCAGCUUCCUGUUAAAGAUAAGUAAUGAGUAACGACAAAUCCAAAAAAUCCAAAAAAGAUAAACCCCCAAAGUCGUCGAAAAACGCCGAAAAAUACGAAAUUAAAUCGGAGAAAAAAGAAAAGUCAAAAGAAAAAUCUUCGAAAGAAAAAUCCACAAAGAAAAAACCUUCGAAUAACAAAUCCAAACAACGUAAAAACAAAGACGCUGAUGAUGAUGAUAUUUCCGAAAAUUCAGACAAAAACAGCUCCAAUGGUUCACCUCUACCAGACAUUAAAGUUUUUAUUGCAAUCGUUGUAGGAAUAAACUCCGUUAUAUUGAUAAUAGCAGUUUCUCUUUUAGCGAUGUGGGCUACGACUUCUUGUGAGCCAGGAACAACCACUCAAACCGGAGGUAUUGACCAACAAAAUCUUGGUCCUGGUGGUAGCUCAGGAUCAUUUACUGGUGGUUCGCCGUCUCCUGUAGGUGGUUUUCCAUCUCCUGGAGGUGGUUUUCCAUCUCCUGGAGGUGGUUUUCCAUCUCCCGGAAGUGGUUUUCCAUCUCCUGGAGGUGGUUACAGACCUCCCAGUGGCAUAGGAGAUUCUUCCGGUUCACAAACUCCUGGUGUUGGUGGCACUAAUACAGACGGAUCUGGUGGAUCGUAUCCUGGUUCAUCGCCGUCAGGAUCAUCACAAGAAAGUUUUGGAGGGUCGUCUGGUUCACAAAUUCCUGAUUCAGGAGGAGAAUCACAUGUCAGUGGUGGAGAACCAUCUUCAAAUCUCCCACCACCAACACCUGUCAGUGGUGGGGAAUCAUCUUCACGGCCCCCACAACCAACACUCCCUCCUCCCACCGCAUCACAAAUCGUUCUGUCGGAAUUCGACCAAAUAGAUAAUCCAAACUUUGAAUGCGGCGUGCCGACAAUAGAACCUGAUUUACAAAAGGGCAGAAUCGUCGGAGGAGCAGAAGCUGUUCCAUACUCGUGGCCAUACACACUAGGCCUCGCAGUUGUACAACUGCUAGGAGCCGGAAAAAUAAAUAUAAAGCAGAUGUGUGGAGCUACCCUCAUCAGCCCACGACACGCGCUGACUGCUGCUCAUUGUUUCCGAGCGGAUCAGGAGGGAAGACAGUCUUACACCGUAAUAGCUUCAAUGCACAAUUCGGAAGUACUCAAAAACAUCGUUCCACGGGCGGUUGUAGGCAUUCAUUUUCAUCCAGAAUCCACUGGUAUGGACGCUUCCAUACCAUUUGUCAGAUAUGACUUUGCUGUACUAACUCUCUCCAAAGAUGUUGUACCAAACGACAAUAUUAAAUUCGCAUGCUUGCCCGCAGUCAAAGCCAUGCCACCAGAAGGUACUGUGUGCUGGGCUGUCGGAUGGGGUAAAACCAUGGACACAGGAGCUGAUGGUUUAUUGAAGCAAGUUACAGCCGACAUAGUAUCAGAAGGAAGAUGCAAGAGGGAGUUUAGUCCUGAAAUAUUUUUGGAUUCUACGUUUUGUGCAGGAACGACACGAGGCCAGGACACAUGUCAGGGCGACAGCGGAGGCCCAUUAUAUUGCAAAGAAGACGGCAAGUGGAUUUUAUACGGAGUCACGAGUUACGGAGUAGCAGAAUGCGGAGAGGGGCCGAUGGCCGGGUAUGGCACAGUGUCUCACAACUUAAGUUGGAUUUGCUGCUUUAUGCCCUCCAUACCAGGAUGUUCCGGAAUAAAAUGUGCGAGCAAUUCAGAAGCCUAAUUAAACGUAGACGUUUUAUGCUCACUUUUCAAUAUGCUACCAUAAACAAAACAAUGUUUCAUAUACUCUUUUGUAAUUAAGAUGUUGCAUUUGUCCUUGAAAACAUAUUUGUCAAUUUAUUAAAUGCAUAUUCAAAGCCUG